ACUAAAAUAUGAAGACAGAACAGCUAAGAUGAGUCUGUAUUUGAUUUUUCUUAAUUCCACAACAAGGAAGACUCACUUUGAAGAUUUCUUUUUAAGUCAAAUCAGUGUUGGAAUGUGGUUUUCUCUUUGAAACCAUAUCUUGACUCCUCCUGCAAACCUUACUCAUUUUGAUGCUAGGCUAUCAUUGCCUAUGAAGUUGUAGAGCAGGGGAAGAAGAAGAUGUUUCCUAGUUCUCCAGACCCAAUCAUGGUUGAACUUCAUAGAUUGGAGAACAGGAUCAAAGAUAAGGAGAGGGAACUUGAACAUGCUAACAAUGAAAUUAAGGCAUUAAAAAUGACUGAAUUAAUGAAAGAUAAAGCUGUUGUAGAGUUGAGCAAUGAGUUAAUGAAACUGGAUGAGAAGCUUAGAGCAACUGAGAAGCAAUUAGAAGAUAAGAAUGUAGAAAUUAAGAAGUUGAGCAAAGAGAAGAAGGAAUCAAUGACUGCGCAGUUUGCUGCUGAAGCAGCACUGAGAAGAGUUCAUGCUGUUCAAAAGGAUGAAACUUCAGUUUCAGUUGAAUCUCUUGUUGCACCUCUUGAGUCCAAAAUCAAAAUGUAUAAAAAUGAGAUUUCUCUGCUCAAAGAGGAUAACAAGGCUCUCGAAAGCAUUACAAAGUCGAAAGACAUGGCGCUAAUUGAAGCGGAGAAAAUUCUUUGCAGUGCUUUGGAACGAGCAUUGGUUGUCGAAAAUGCCCAGAAUCAGAACUUCGAGUUGAAGAGACAAAUAGACAUCUUACAGGAGGAAAAUAAACUUUUAGAUAGAACUAACUGUCAGAAGGUUGUAGAGGUUGAAAAGCUUGUUCAAACUGUUCAUGAACUCGAGGAAUCACUUCUAUCUAAUGGCGAAACUAAUAAUGCUCUGCUUGAAUAUCAGCGCAAAAUUUCCGAACUAAAUGAAGAGAAAAAGGAGGUUGAGAGAGAGCUAGCAAAAGUUAAAAAAACAGCAAACCGAAUGGAUGGAAAUGAAAAUGUCAUGCCUGUGAAACAAUUGUUGGAUGAAAGGAAAUACUUGCAGGGGGAGAUUAAUAGGUUGCGAGAUAAACUAGUUGUAUCAGAAAGAACAGCCAAGGCAGAUGCUCAGCUGAAAGAUAAAUUCAGAUUGAGAUUGAAGACAUUAGAGGAAUGCCUGAAGAAACAAAGUGGACCAAAAAGACGGCCAUUGUCCGAUCAGCCAAGGCCUGCUCUUAAUGCAAACAGGGUCACAAAAGAUGUUGGCAGCAACAGAAUUAUGAAGAAAGUGAAUACACCAAAAACUGUCACCAAUAGUAGAAAAAAUUUGGUCCCAAGUAGCAAAGUCUCUGAUGAUAAUUGUGAGAAAGUUGAUGAGAUUUUUUCGGAACAAGCAGAAAUGUCUGCCAGAAAUUGUAAAGAUGAAUGUGAUGAUCAUGAGGAUAUGGUUUCAGGUUUCCUUUAUGACAGACUACAGAAAGAGAUUAUCAAACUGAGAAAAUCACAGGAAGAGAAAGAUGGAGUGUUGAUUGCUAAAGAAGAUGAGAUCAAGAUGCUUCUUAGAAAGAUUGAUGCACUAACAAGAAUGACUAAAGAUGCAGAAAUAAUUAAAUUGAAAAACAUCCAUGAAAACAACAGCAAAAAGAGCAGUCUUACAAAAAGAACAGUGAAGCAAAAUGCAGUUUCCACAAAACAAUUAGCAGCUUCUAACAAAACCAUUAGAAGAGAGUAGUACUACAUUGUCAACUCAUGAUCGUAUUUUUCAUCUUUAUGUUUUUCUUGUCUUCAUCUGAUUAUAAAAUUUAUCAAUGUUUUUUCUUUAUUUUUAAUGAUUGUAAAUGAAUUACAUAAGUAGAUACAAAUGAAAAGUCAUAUAUAUCAAGGCAUGAUGG
Dioscorea cayenensis subsp. rotundata (Guinea yam) is the source of this 1879-nucleotide messenger RNA. Its product is annotated as microtubule-associated protein 70-1-like. The transcript has 11 exons. Gene Ontology annotation, molecular function: microtubule binding. NCBI's taxonomy places the organism in Eukaryota, Viridiplantae, Streptophyta, Magnoliopsida, Dioscoreales, Dioscoreaceae. Gene Ontology annotation, biological process: cytoskeleton organization. The coding region runs from base 220 to 1719 and encodes 499 amino acids. The record is from RefSeq and is a predicted model, not a curated record.